AGUUAUGCAUGCUAGCAAUCGCUACCAUAUCCACGCAAGAAGCUCAAGGAAUCAACUUCAGUUUUUACAUUGAAAACGUAUUAUAGGCUUAUAGCUAAGCUAACGCACGUUGCCGGCCGGCCGGUGCACGCGCCAACGCCAUGGACAACGCGAAUGAUCAUCAGCCGCGGCAGCACCAUUUCGUGCUGGUGCACGGGAUGAACCACGGUGCGUGGUGCUGGUACAAGGUGGUCACGGCGCUGCGCCGCGCGGGCCACCGGGCGACGGCGCUGGACAUGGCCGGCUGCGGCGUGCACCCGGCUCGCGCAGACGAGGUGGCCUGCUUCGAGGAGUACUCGCGCCCGCUGCUGGACGCGCUCGCGGCGCUGCCGCCCGGCGAGCGCGCCGUGCUCGUCGCGCACAGCCACGGUGGGUACAGCGUCGCACUCGCCGCUGAGAGGUUCCCGGAGAAGGUCGCCGCCGCCGUGUUCUUGGCCGCGUCCAUGCCCGCCGUCGGCCGUGCAAUGGCUGUCACAAGCGACGAAUUAUUCGCAUAUGUCAGUCCAGAUUUCAUCAUGGAUUCAAAAGAGUUUGAGCAGAAGAACCCAAAGAUCAAGGGUAAACCGUUCAUAUUUGGGCCAGAGUUCAUGGCCCAGAGGGCGUACAAUAUGAGCCCACCAGAGGACUUAACUCUGGGGUUAAUGCUGGUUCGACCGGCCAACUCGUUCACCACAAAUAACAUGGAGGAGCCGGUCAUGAGGGACGAGAAUCUCCUUACAACGGCAAGGUAUGGGCCGGUGAGACGCGUCUACAUCAUGGUGGAGGACGACCGUGCCCUGCCGGUAGGGUUCCAGCGCCACAUGAUCGCACAAAGUCCUGGAGUCGAGGUGGAGGAGAUGGUCCUUGGUGGAGCAGACCACAUGCCCAUGCUAUCGAGGCCCAAGGAGCUCGUCGAGAUCCUCGUGAGGGUAGCUGGCCGGUGGCAUGCUACGCAGUGAAGACAGAAGAUUGCACACGUAUAUACUUUCUUCGAUUCAUAAUAAAUAUCGUUGAUGUAGUACAUCUUAGAGAGUACCACGUAUAUUAUUGAGAAGUUAUGAUAGUAUGCUGUUUUUGCUUCUUCUCUUUUAGAUAAUGAAAGCUUUUAUUACUUCUGGCCUCUCCUAGAAACACA
Messenger RNA from Brachypodium distachyon (stiff brome), 1153 nucleotides. Its product is annotated as probable esterase PIR7A. Lineage: Eukaryota; Viridiplantae; Streptophyta; Magnoliopsida; Poales; Poaceae. Gene Ontology annotation, biological process: salicylic acid metabolic process; jasmonic acid metabolic process. The record is from RefSeq and is a predicted model, not a curated record. Gene Ontology annotation, molecular function: methyl salicylate esterase activity; methyl jasmonate esterase activity; methyl indole-3-acetate esterase activity. The coding region runs from base 141 to 977 and encodes 278 amino acids. The transcript has 3 exons.